AUGAUGGACAAGAGCGCAGCCAAUGGGGGCCCGCCGUCGUACACAGACACAGCCGCUCCCUCUACAUCGUACACAGACGCAGCGACUCCCUCUAGUGCUGAUACGGAAGCAAUCGUGUUCGGCACGUCAGCGCUCUCCCUUGAUUGCAGUGACACUGUCGAACAAAGUCAAGAUCAGGAGCUGCCACGCGGUGUCACGCUCAAGGAAGCGCACGAUCCAACCUCAGCAUACAGCUACACCAAAGUCGCACUGGAACUACCUCUGAUCUCGUCAACGAGGCGGAUUGCCGCUCCGCCUGCUCAGUCUGCACCACUUCCGCCCUUCUUGCUGCAGUGCACGCUCUUUGCCUCGUACGACAUCAACGCGCCUCAUCCUGUGCCAUUUCGGCAGGUGGGCUGCCCAGCUACACAUGGUCGCGGUCAGACCUCGGCGUCUUCGAACAAGGUUGCGCAAUCCGUCUCGAAGCUUCGCAAACGUCUGGGUGUGCAGAUCCCUCUCGCAUACCUUGGCAGUGCAGGCUUCAACCCCAACUCGGCCGCUUCAUACAGCAGUGUCUUCGCCUACCUCGCUCACCAGCAGCCAAGGAAUGGUGCGGAGAUGACCGCUCGUUCCGGCAACGUCAGUCGCUAUCGCAAGGUCAGCCUUUUUCAGGCCCAAGCGAGAGAGAUGACAGGCAUCGUCUCGAGACCGUUGAUCGAAAGAGUGCUUUCGGCGAUGUAUGCCGGUCAAGGUAUCUACAACAAGAUGGCGCUGUUUCCUGCCGAAGCAGUCCUGCGUUAUUCGAGCAAGUCCUUGGACGCAGAUGCAGACGCUGAAGAAGGCGAGCAGAAGUCCGGCUGGCUCUCCAAGCUCAAGUCGAAAGCCAAAGGCAAGGGUAAGAGCAGCGACAGCACGGACAGUCUAUCAGGCUCGCACGCCAUCGAGCAAGUCAAGUCCGUCGAGAGCGUACGUAGGACAUCGACCAGGGACGACUCUGCCAAUGUGCGAUUCGUCAAGACAGGGAUGGUGUUUGCGACGCUCGACCUGCUCGCUCCUCCGCCACGCCUACUCGAGACGGGCGGUCCCUACCCGAUCGAGAUGAACAAAGCAUCAGAUGCCGAUAUGAGCACAUCGUUUCGCCUCAUCAACGAGUUCGAUCGGGCCACAGACGAGGAUCGAUUCCAGAAGUUCAUGUUUGCUCCCACGGCGGCUGACGAUCAGCUCUUCGCCGAUAUGCUGCGUGCGCUGGAACGCCGUGGUGGCAUCUGGGUUGAGGCGGGCAGACUGAUCACACCGAGCUCACGGAAUCCAAAUCCAAGAGAGCGAGCCAGGUUCCUGGUCAAGGGUCUGUUUCCGGAACGAUUUGUGUAUCGGUGCAAAUACUAUCGAUCACGAAAGUUCGAGUCGAUGCCCAGUGACCUCGAUCUCAAGGAGGUCAAGAAGUUCGGUGCUCCUCUGGUCGUACACAUCGUCCAGGAGCGGACCGGCAACGAAGGGAUCGACCUGCAGGACUACGUCUCCACUCGAGCAUCAACAGCGUCGACCACAGCAGCCGUGGGCGAAGACGGAGAAGCGAGACUCGACUGGGAGUGGGACGAGGAAGACAACCUCACGUUCGACCAUCCCUCUGCAACCAAUCGAACGCCAGACGACAAUGCAGCACCACCUCCCGACUACACGGAUGCGCAGAAGGAGAUGCUCAAUGGGUACGGCAUCGAGUCACCGAGAGCGCAAGCGCUGAUCGAGGCAGAGCAAGACUUUUUCAAAGGUUGGAGCGUGGGAUACACAGAAGAGCCGUUUCGGAACGGCAACUGGAUGGAGUCGAUCGGUACAGGUUCGGCAUUGUGGUUCGCCGCAAGCGGGAUGUAG
Molecule: messenger RNA, 1848 nt
Organism: Kalmanozyma brasiliensis GHG001
Lineage: Eukaryota; Fungi; Basidiomycota; Ustilaginomycetes; Ustilaginales
Exons: 1
Coding region: 1-1848 (615 amino acids)
Source: RefSeq, a predicted model, not a curated record